This is a messenger RNA of Aphanomyces astaci, 1133 nucleotides long. RefSeq lists its product as hypothetical. The record is from RefSeq and is a predicted model, not a curated record. NCBI's taxonomy places the organism in Eukaryota, Oomycota, Saprolegniomycetes, Saprolegniales, Verrucalvaceae. The annotation marks the transcript as partial. The transcript is spliced from 4 exons.
UCCAUGAGUUGGAUCUGGAUGCUGUGGCGAAAGAGAUUGCGUCGCUCAAGAUGGACACGAAGAUUCGGGAUGCGGAGUCCCGAGUUGGACGUCUGCUCGCCGAUUUCUACGAGAAGUUAGAGCAGCUGGACGUGGCCCACCAGUCGGAGCAGGGGCCGAAGCAGUCGGUCAAGAUCCUGAUGGCGACGAUUCGUCCGGUGCAAUUGAAGGCAACCGUCGAGCGUCAACUGACGCGCGAGGUUAACAAAGCGUACAAGACCGACGUCAAGGCGUUUUGUCGGCGGCUGGUGUCGUUACUCGAUAAUUUCAUGAUGUUUGAGUCGCAAUUGUUUGUGUCGGAUCCAAAAAAUAAUCCGAAUCGGCAGCGUCUGUAUGGCGAUAAACAACUUCGCCAGCAGCGGCCAAGAAAGCGGAACCUGGCGCGCAACCCCGGCCUCCAGCAAGGCCUGCAUCUCGAAGACCACAAGGUCCUGAACUGCCCGAAGUGCCUGCCGGGCGAGGCUCAGCGCCGCUUGGAUCAGCGGUUCAAGAAGCCGCAAGUCGCGGCUGUGGCAGUGCCGGACAGGAGAGGCGAGGUCAAGCCUAAGGUGGUGGGCGCGGCCGUCGAUAUGGACGAAGCGACGGUGGUGCCGGUACUGCGCACGUUAGAAUGCGCUAUCAACGGACUCAAGGCGACGACGCUACUAGACAGUGGUGCCGACCAAUUUGCGCUGUCGCUGACGUUUGUAUCACGUCUCGAAACGACUGGUAAUUUUACGUCGGCGGUCCGACAGUUGGACACCGCCAUCGUGCUGGGCGGUUUCCUCGAAGGCAUGAAGCUCCAAGUGGACCGCGACUGUGAGCCGCGACGUGAUGGAGAAGCUAGGAUAUUGUCCGCGUUCGUUGUUACUGAAUGCGCGGGUGCCCAAAGUGUGUACGAUCUGGACCGAUUGGGCGACAAAGAAACGCCGCUGAUGGCGGCGAUGAAGGUGGUCGAGACGAAGGAGAAACCUCCUUUGUCUCCCGAAGAAGUAUCGUUCAAUCCUGACGAAGAACGGGAUACUGACCAAGAAGUCGUGCGUGCGAAGCUGAAGGAGAAGAUCAGCGAAUGUCGUGCCGCAGGGUGCGGCGAGGAGUUUGCUACAACGCUGUAA